UGUAGACGCAUUUUGAAUUGCCAGAUGAGUGGAUUCGGUCUUAAGAUUGUGCUCUUUCUGCUGGCCCAAGCGGCGGCCCUUGGAUUGGUGUGGAAUCAGCUGGAACUGGAGCAAACGGAGCAGCUGCUGGUGGAAAAUCUAAAGCAAUAUCUCUUGGAGCUAAGACAAAGGCAUCAGAUGAUUAAAAAGACGCUUCAUCAAUUGCGUGCGGAGAGCGGCAGAGAUGGUGAAUUCUUUGAAAUACAUUUGUCGGUGCCACAGCGGGCCAUGGCAUUAAUCCGACGUCUCCAUGAAGAUUGGCCUAAUUGGAUGGUGUAUCUCAAUGCCACAGAAGGAGGAGAAGGCCAAAUCAUAGUGGCUAAAGAACUCCGUCAAAGAUUGCCCAAAAGAGAAGAUCUCAUCCAAGCAGCUAAUGAUGUUCAUAAACUGCAAAUUACUUACAAUCUAAAGCCACAUGACCAAUAUUUCCGCCCAUUAAAUUCAAGGGACUGUCUGGCACUGGGAACUUAUCUAGCACAUCAGAGGAACCACCAACAUGCGGAGGAAUGGCUGAAGUUAUCCCUGAAGCUUUACAGAGCAGGCGAAACAAAGAAUCGCACAUCGUUUUACAAGGACGCCCAGUACAAGCAUCUGUUGUAUCAUCUAGGAGUAACAAAGUACGCUCAAAACCCAUCGGAUGGAUAUGCCUUAAAGUUGAUAGCCAAGGCGUAUUCCCUGGCCCCUCACGAUGAACAAAUUGUAGACCACGCGGAGUAUGUGCUGGAACAACGGCCCUAUUUCGAUGGAUGCCGUGGUGCGUUUCCGACCAAAUCCCAUCACCACAGUCUCCACUGUCGGUACCACAACAAGGGGUCUGCUUUCUCGAGGCUGGCCCCAUUGAAACUAGAGAUAUUUAGCCAUGAUCCCUAUGUAGUGAUCUACCAUGAUGUUCUAUACGACGCGGAAAUGCAAGGUUUGAUCGAUUCUACACGCCGCAGAAUGAGCCGCUCCAUGGUGCAGUACGAGAUCCGUCAGAUCGAGAUUUCAGAGCAGCGCACCUCAAAGGAAGCUCCCUUCACGGAGAAGAAUGAUCCACAGCUGUUGAAACGCAUCUACGAUCGUCUCAAGGAUAUGACUGGCUGUAAUAUGUUGAGGUCCGAGCAUCUUAGUAUUCUUCUCUACGAUCAGGGCGGGCAUCAUGAUCCCCAUGUGGAUUACCAUGAUUUGUAUUGGCAUCCGCAGGAGUACGAGUAUCAUCCUUUCGGAGAUCGACAAGCCUCCGUUGUAUUCUAUCUAAACGAUGUGGAAGAUGGCGGCGAAACAGUUUUCCCCAAACUGCAAUUGGUAAUACCUCCUACGAAAGGAUCUGCUUUGAUGUGGCAUAAUCUAAGGCCAUGGGGCGAAGGCGAUCCUCGUACGCAGCAUGCCUCUUGUCCAGUUCUUAGCGGCUACAAACAGGGUAAGGCUGCUAUACUUUAUCCUUCGGUUUUAACAUUGCUUCCCUCUUUAGUGGCCAUUCAGUGGAUUCUUCAGGGAACUCGCGAUUUAGUAACCGCCAAAGAUGCUCUGAGUAAACGAUUGAAAAGUCUACAUUCUCAUAUGGGUCACGCUCCGCUGCAGUAGACCGUGACAAACUGUUUUGAAACACUAAAAAUAAAUGCACUAAAGAAUAUUCCCCACUCGAA
Messenger RNA from Drosophila pseudoobscura, 1664 nucleotides. RefSeq names its product prolyl 4-hydroxylase subunit alpha-2-like. Gene Ontology annotation, molecular function: procollagen-proline 4-dioxygenase activity; protein binding; iron ion binding. NCBI's taxonomy places the organism in Eukaryota, Metazoa, Arthropoda, Insecta, Diptera, Drosophilidae. The coding region runs from base 25 to 1602 and encodes 525 amino acids. Gene Ontology annotation, cellular component: endoplasmic reticulum. The transcript is spliced from 6 exons. Gene Ontology annotation, biological process: peptidyl-proline hydroxylation to 4-hydroxy-L-proline. The record is from RefSeq and is a predicted model, not a curated record.